This is a messenger RNA of Eucalyptus grandis, 3751 nucleotides long. RefSeq names its product unconventional myosin-XVIIIa. Lineage: Eukaryota; Viridiplantae; Streptophyta; Magnoliopsida; Myrtales; Myrtaceae. The transcript is spliced from 9 exons. The record is from RefSeq and is a predicted model, not a curated record. The coding region runs from base 431 to 3355 and encodes 974 amino acids.
UCUUUAUCGUGACCCGAAAUAGAUGCUUUGCUGUGUUAUCUGACAAGGCAGCUCGAAAAGAGAAGAGAGUGGGAACAUGGCCAUGAAAGUGUGGGACCAGGACUUGAGCAUAACAGCAAAAUCGAACUCAUAUCUGGCAAAUUGCUGUACUGAAUUCUUUUGGAUGGUUUACGUGUUCCUGUGGAGCUACGGAUGAGAAGCUUCUUCAUUUGUUUUUAGGCAAGGUAUCUUUUCGCCUUUAGCCGGGUCAUCAUUGACUGUCCUUCAUUCCAAAACUCUCUCCAGCUCGAGUCUUCCCAAUCCACUGCGUAGCAGAAAUUGAGUUCAACCGAGCCAGAGGGGAAGCCCUUACUCAAGUCUCAGCACGGCAAUGACAGUGGCCCUCCUACGGAACUCUAUUGAGAGUCAGUAAAGUGGGGAGGUACGAACAAUGUUCAAGUCAGGAAGAUGGAGAAGCGACAAGAACAAGAUCAAAGCAGUCUUCAAGUUGCAGUUUCAGGCAACUCAGGUUCCCAAGUCAAAGAAAUCUACCUUAACAAUAUCUCUGGUACCUGACGGUGUCAGCAAGCCGACAGUGAAGCUAGAGAAAGCUGCUGUACAGGAUGGGAUCUGUUCUUGGGAGAAUCCUGUAUAUGAAACAGUGAAGCUCAUCAGAGAGUCAAAAACAGGGAAGGUCAAAGAGAAAAUAUACCACUUCAUUGUUUCAGCGGGAUCAUCAAAGGCAGGAUGUCUUGGAGAAGCUUCAAUUGAUUUUGCAGAUUUUGCAGCAGAAAAUGAACCGUACACUCUCUCUCUGCCACUGAAGUUUGCAAACUCCGGAGCAGUUUUACAUGUGACAAUCCAGAAGGUGGAGGGUUCAGACCAAAGAGAAAUUGAAGAUCCAUUAUCUUCCCAUGAGGGAUCCCUGAAGAACCAACUGAGCAUUCUCAGUGCAGAAGAUGAGGACCAGCAUAAUUAUUUCGAAGAUGCGUACUUAGAUGAAAGCAUGCCACCUCUCGUAUCAUAUCCCGAGCCAAAUGCUGGAAAGCUUGAAACUAAAAAUAGGAGCAUCCCUCAGGAACCUCCUAUUAGACAAAGUUCGAUGCCUCCGAGAAAAACAGCUGGUUCAGGGGCAGCAUCAAACAAUAAACAUAGACGGUCCAUUACAGAGUGGUCUCUAGGUUCAGCUUCCGAUGGAAGCUUAACCGAUUCUUUAAAUAACGCUGAUGAGCAAUUAAGAACAGACAGGCUUCAUAAAGAAUCUUCGGAUGCAACAAUUGAAAAACUCAGGAACGAAAUUGAUAGCUUAACAAGGCAGUCCACACUAUCAGAACUGGAGUUACAAUCUCUGAGGAAACAGAUUGCGAAAGAGACCAAACGGGGGCAAAGUUUAUCUACCCAAAUUUCAAGCCUCGAGGAGGAGAAAGAUGCACUCCAAAUGGAAUGUGAACAACUCAGGUCUCGCCGGAUAGAUACCAAAGAGGCAGAAACUCUUGGCAAACUACAGCUUGAAUACGAGGAGACAAAAGCCCAACUACAAGCAUUAAGACAAGAACUUGAUCGUGAAAAAGACUUGAAUGUUGAUCUCCGGUUGCAGCUGCAUGAAACUCAAGAUUCUAACUCUGAGUUAGUUCUAGCUGUAAGAGAUCUUGAUCAGGCGUCAAAGGAUAAAAAUGCAGAGAUAUCUCAUCUUACUAGCAAGAUCAAAGAGAAUCUUGAAGAGUCUCAGGAAUGCGAUGGAUGGCCAAAACGUCGCAUGAAGCGAAGUGAUGCAAUUGAAGUGGACUUGCUGAAGCGAAAGAUGGAAGACCAGCAUGGUGAGAUAGAUUCGUACAAGAAACAGAAUGAAGAACUGGAGACACGUUUAGAGCAGCUAACCUUGGACUAUGAGAUCUUAAAACAGGAAAAUCACCAUAUAACUACCAAGCUGGAAGAACGGUGUCUACAAGAAGAGAUGAAUGAACAGGUUGAGCGCUCAGAGUCUUCAGCUCAUAUCAGAGAACUUGAGGCACAGAUAGAAAAAUUAGAAUCCGUGGUCAAGAGGCAGGCGCAAGAACUUUCCGAGUCAUUGCUUUCCAUUAAUGCACUGGAAAGCCAAGUUAAACAUUUUGAGAAAGAAAUAGACAAGCAAGCUCAAGGGUUUGAACAAGAUUUAGAAGCCAUGACACAAGCCAAAGUUGAGUUGGAGCACAGGGCAAUACGAGCAGAGGAGGCAUUGAGGAAGACCAGGUGGAAUAACGCCGUUGCUGCUGAAAGACUUCAGGAGGAAUUCAAAAGGCUUUCAGUAGAAAUGACAUCUAAACUUGAUGAGCAUGAGAAGCUGGCAGUUAAAGCAGUGAAUGAAGCCAGUGAACUCCGCCAGCAAAAAGAAAAUUUGGAAGAGAUGCUUCAGAAAGCCAAUGAAGAGUUACGACUGAGAAACGAUCAAUAUGAAGUAAAAGUACAAGAGCUUUGCACUCAACUUGUCCUGAGAGCAACAGAAAUGGAGCAUAUUAAAAUGGAGCUCAACAACAAAUCCAAGCUACUUGAAUAUGUGCAAAAUAAUGACGAACAAAAACACGAGGCUUCCUCGAAGGAGAUGGAAACUCUCAAAUCCGAAAUAGAGAGACUCAGAAAGGAGAAGGAUGACAUCAAAGCAGAAUACCUCACAGCUGAGAGAUCCUUGAAGGAAGAGAAGGGAAAGAUGAUUGCAAGCAUGCAGUCCAAGCUGGAAAACCUCACAGCUCAACAACAAAAUCUAAAGCACAUCUUGCAGAAAGAACAGAAGGAGAAACAGAGUCUGACGAAGCAGCUUCUUGAACUACAAAGAGAAUUAACAAGGAUAGAAGAGCAAAUCACCAAAGGAACUGAUACAUUUGCCAGCAACUGUAUUCAAGCUGCAUCCAUAGAUAGAAACACAACUCCAUGCAAUUACCAAUCGACUGCACUUUGCAUUCCUGAAAUGCUUGCCAGCUUAAGUGAGAUAUUGGUAUCACUUAAGAACCAAAUCAAACUUAAGGACAAGGGAGCAGAAAAACCGGCUUGGCUAAGAGAUGCGGAGAACCUCAGAAACAUCAUUGAAGAACUAUGCAAAAGCAUGGAACAGCUAGAGGAUGUGAAACAUGCUGGUAGAAGCAGUCGAAGCCAUCGGAAGUCAGGGGAAGUUGAUAAAGCACAGCACAUCAAUGGGAACCCCAUCGUCCGAAGUGAAGAUAACUGUGACGUCUUGCGUGCUGAGCUGGCAGUGCUAACCGAAAGGAACAAAUCAAUGGAGCAAGAAUUAAAGGAUAUGGAAGAAAGGUACUCGGAGAUAAGUCUCCGAUUUGCUGAGGUAGAAGGGGAAAGGCAACAACUUGUGAUGACCGUCCGCAACCUCAAAAAUAGUAGGAAACAAUAGAGCAAGAAUGUCAAAAAUUGAGGAAGAACAAUGCAGGUAGACAGCAGAGCCCGCGUGAAGCUGUCGACACUGAGUGAGAAAAACACGAAGUCGGGUCAGGAAUCGAAUCCUACACAACGGUCAGAUAUUCUUACGAGAAAAGGAUCUCUUGCUCUUCUCGUCUCAGAUCACUGGCAUAUCAAGAAGCAGCAGAUGCAGUUGAUCUAUGCAGGCGAUUGAUUGUACAUUACAUUCAUGAUUGCGGCAAUUCUAAUACCUGGGGCAAUGUUCGCCUACGAUAAUGCUGUCUUCUUUAACGGGUACUUCCUUUCAGAGAGUUCCAGCAUGGUGUGAUACCUAGAGUCAUUACUGCUCAAAGCAUUGCGAAAGAGAAGAAAUAUAACAAUUAGGAUGUAA